Molecule: messenger RNA, 879 nt
Organism: Peronospora belbahrii
Lineage: Eukaryota; Oomycota; Peronosporomycetes; Peronosporales; Peronosporaceae
Source: the annotation of a GenBank genome assembly
AUGGGAACAAGUCAUGUGUAUAAUGGAGUUAAAAGUGAUGAGAAGAACGAAGAGGAGAUGCAUGUGAACGUCCGGCGAAUCAUUUUCUUUGGUGGACAGUCCGAAGGAAUUCCGUUUGAGGCGUUUGGUGAUCUUCAUCUGCUUUGCAUUCAACAAGUGGCUGCUAGUAGCUUGAAUACUCCCCGUGCAGUUUGGGUUCAAACGAAUGUGACGGUACAAGCACCUCCGCCACGAUGCGGGCACGCUGCGACUUUACUUUCAUCUGAUUUGAUACUGAUUACGGGAGGCAGUAUGGGAGUGUCGCCUAUUUUGAAGAUGGAUGUAUUCCUUUUGCAUAUUGAGGGAUGUACUGAUUUUCGAUGGUCAACACCAUCGUGCAGUUCCUUGAUACCAACAGGCCGAUCGCUACACGAUGUUCAUCGAGUCUCAGAAUGCGAAGUGUUCAUUUACAGGGGACGUCAAAUUCGGCAGUCAAAUUGUCUCCUUGACGUACACAAGCUGCAAAUUACUACAGAUAUACAUGGAGGAGGUGAUACCCUCUACUCUAUCAAGUGGACAAAACCUCGGUUACUCGGGUCACUUCCAUGCCCACGGCGAGGCCACAGUACGAACACGAUCGGUCCAAAGCUGCUUCUUUUUGGAGGCCAAAACACGUCUACGGGUCAAUUGGAGAACGACGUGUGUGUGUUAAACAUUCCAGAUUUGAGAUGGAGGCGCUUAGAUGUGCCUGGAAAAGCACCAUGUUCCCGGCGCGGCUUUAAGAAUCAGUUUUUCGGCACGACCGUUGUCAUCUCCAGUGGCUUUGUGCGCUCCAAUCGGGCAGGUAAAGUCGAUUAUCAACUUUCGGACAGCGAUGUCCACGUGCUGUCAUUACUAUAG